Molecule: messenger RNA, 1167 nt
Organism: Penicillium digitatum Pd1
Lineage: Eukaryota; Fungi; Ascomycota; Eurotiomycetes; Eurotiales; Aspergillaceae
Product: Ubiquitin supergroup
Molecular function (GO): protein-folding chaperone binding
Source: RefSeq, a predicted model, not a curated record
AUGACUUUACUGCCCCCAAUCCUCGCUCAGUCCACCUUGGGCGAGAAGUGCGUAGUAUACAUAGACCAGGUCACCGACGUCCUCCCUAUUCACUUACGUUCCCUCCGCCAUCAACUGGACACUAUUCUCACCUAUUUUUCCAACACGUCCCUCGGUCCUCUCGCGCGAAAGCUGCCAUUUGCCCCAGACAACCAGUCCAUCGCCCUGUUUGCAGCUGUUGCUGCCUGCCUGUUCACUGUCGCCGUGAUGAGUUGGCGCAACCCCUUUAAAUUACUUCGCCGCACGCCGAGUUACGCUCCCGCAUCCAACCCGCAGGUUAACGAUGGAGACUUCAGCUAUAUCACACCCUCAGACAUCGCCGACCCGCCGGUAGAUGAUACUGAGCCCGAUAUCAUUGCCCUCCGCCACCGUGGCACCAUCUACCCUUUGCGCUUCCGCGCAUACGCGAUCGACGACGGUAUCUUGACCAUCGGAGACCUACGGGAGGCUGCUGCCAAGAGCACAGGAGCCGGCCAUCCGGAAUGUGUGAGACUGCUAUACAAGGGAAAGCUACUCAAGAACAAUGCGCGGACAUGCAAAGCCGAGGGGCUCAAGCAGCACUCCGAGGUGCUAUGCGUGGUAUCCGAAACAGGAGCGGGAUCCUCCGACGACAACGGACAAAACAGUCCUGUAACUACGUCGGCGCCAUCACCGCCGCCGCUCCCCCGUCCCACUAGUGCAGGAGACGCAUCGUCCCCUCCCACACCGACGAGUGGAAAGAGCAAGAACUCGAAAAAGAAGAAACGCAAUGGCAAGAAGUCACCUGUCGGCGUAGAAGACCCCGGUUCAUCUCGGCCGCCACGGCCUACGUCGUCAGGCCACUCAGGCGUUCCCGCCCCGCCGCCCAACCUUAAGUUGCUGCGUACACCGCUGGAACAGGUCACUGCUUUGGCCGGAUGGUUUGAGCAGGAGAUGAAGCCACUUUGUGAGGAAUACAUUGCGAACCCGCCCACCGAUCCAAAGAAGCGGGAUUAUGAACAUAAGAAAUUGGCUGAGACGAUCGUCGCACAAAUCCAGUUGAAGGCGGAUGGGAUCGAGCCUAAUGGUGAUGAGAUGGCUCGCAGUGCACGCCGGGCCCUCAUCAAGGAUACGCAGGUGGUCCUCGGCGAGCUGGAUAGAAUUGCAUAG